AUGGCAGAGGAGGAAGGGAAAGAGGCGCUCUUCUCCAUCCCAACCAUAACUGCGGUUUUGGUUCCUAUCUUGGUCAGCAUCUGUGACUAUUUCGGCCCUGGGCUCCACAAUAUUGUGCCAGCACCUUUCCUUGCCAUUUUCAUGUCUCUCUGCUAUUUAGAGAGGUUAGGGCCUGGAGGACCAUCCUCGUCAUCUACAUUACCUUCAUCUAUAUGGUCGCAAGCUGCAAUCAUCCCAAAUCUUUAUCUAUUUCUCUGUAUGGCUCUCGGAAAAGGACUUGCCUACCAAACCCCUAUAGGAGAGAAUGGAGACAGUGAUCUGGGUUCAUCGAUGCUAUUGGGGUUCAGUCUCUCAGUUGUUCAGUUGGUAGCCCUUUGGAUCCAUUUGAGCUGGCAAGAAAGGUUUAUGAAACCGGAUGAGGCAUUUCAAAAUGGAGUGAGAGCUUUGGUGGCAACUAUGGUCUUGCCGACUGUGUGGGUGGCCCUUUUCACAGUGGUAUAUGCUGUUAGUCCAUUAGGGACUGUGGGAUCUAUUGCUUAUUCCCAGCUUGACAACCAGCCCUUUGUACGAUGGGUGGCCGUUGCUGGUAUUGGAGGACUUGAGUUUAUCAUGGUCUGGACCUCAGUGAUGCUCGCUCGCGGCUUCACCCACUUUAUGCGUACACGUUAUUACAAAAAAGGCGGUGUCUAUGAUGUGGACCCUAUUGAAGCCAACAUGCGGAAACAAGCUGGGGAGGCCCGGUCAGGAGCCUUUUCACCGAUGUCUAUAUACCUGUUUAUGAUGAUGAUUGUCUUGUUGUAUGGAUCCUUUCAGGUCAAAGGAAUCCUCGAUUUCAGUCACUCUAGCGCGCGGGUUGUUUGUCUGUCGGGUCUACCGUGGGGUUCUGACAGUUCUUUCGAAGACGAAUACUCUUAUCGACUCAACGAAACAACUAAUUUAGCGAAAGUUAACUCUGAUAUAGUGAUUUGGAGUGAGAAAAUGAUGCGCAUUAGCACUUUAACAGAGCGGGAUAAGUUGUGGACACAAGCAAGGAAUAUCUCUGCGACAUACGCAAAAUACAUCGGUAUCGCUUAUGAGGAUUUUGUGGAUGCUCCAACCAACACUAAGGGCAAGAGUAUGUUUGUGAUGUUUGACAAGGCCGGCAAUGUCGGAUUUGAGUAUCAAAAGGCUCAUCCGAAGCCUAGGGCCGAGAACAAUAUUUUGCCAGGGCCUAGUAAUCAACCUGCAACAGGAAGAGAGCUUUCACUCAAUUCUGGGUUGAUUGGAGGAGCAACUGAAUUUGAUUUAAAUUUCCACACGUUUUCAAAGAGUAUUAAGCAACAAAAUAUCAAUUUAUUGAUCAGCUUGACCGCUAGUAAAGGUAAUAUACGGCUAGGGACUGCUAUUCAAGCAUUCAGGGCUAUGGAACAAGGCAUCACCAUCCUUUCAUGUGGCGGACGUGGCGCUAUAGCCUCAAGUUACUAUAACCCAUUGGUGAUUGGCAGCGCACCAAUCUUAAACAGUUUAAGUUAUAGUGCAACCGUUUUUACUGACCUUCCCGAGCCAGUAUGGACUAUGUACCAGGUAGUAGGAGACCUUUGGGCCUACAUCUGUUGCGCUCUUACAGUCAUUACAUUAGCUUUGGUCGCGUUACCUGAGAGGAUUGUAAAUCGACUGUUUGCAUGGAUCACCAAGAGGAAGAAAGGAAGAAAUAGCGAUAACUAUGCCGGGACUGAUGGCCAUAGUGAUCGUGCACAAGGGAUUGCUCUUAAUAUAUUGGAUGAGCCACUCGAGUGUAAAUAG
Molecule: messenger RNA, 1782 nt
Organism: Lobosporangium transversale
Lineage: Eukaryota; Fungi; Mortierellomycota; Mortierellomycetes; Mortierellales; Mortierellaceae
Exons: 3
Coding region: 1-1782 (593 amino acids)
Source: RefSeq, a predicted model, not a curated record